UUUAUUUUUCCUGGAAAAUCCUCAUUUUCACCAUCCUUUUAAAGAGCCCCUAGCUUUUCUUCAACCCAGCUCCUCAGCUGACCCCUUUUCCGUGAUCGCACAUGUAGGUGAUUAGAUUUUUCUAGAAUGCCAUGCAGGGGUGUUGACACCUGCAAAAGUUAUAUAUGUACAUGCGUGCACAUCCCACAGACCAAGACUACUUCUGGGAGUGAGAAGUCGCAGUAAUAAUGCACAGCAAGAGAGAAGCAGUGUCUAGGAAUCAGACCAUGGAGAUCUGAAUACAGACAGUGGCUAGAGAGCUGCAGAGACCAGAUGGGUUCUGAAGUCUCUGAGCCAUGGGAAAGUGUGUGUUCCGGGACCAGCAUCGGAUGCUGACUAUUCACUCAAAGAAAUCCAGGCCUGGGGGCUGGGCCCUGUGCUCACUGAUGGGGACUUGGUAGUUGUGUCCCCUCUGGCCUGGCAGAGAUCCCUGAGCAGGGAGCUGUGUAUGGUCUCAACAGGUGCUUUUCCCAGGGCCUUGCAAGAAGAAAAGCAAACCUUCCUCCUGCUCAGUCUGCAGAGCCAGCUGAGCUGCAUCCCCAGGGCUCAGGGAGGGGCUGGGCAGUCCCUGGGUAGAAACAUAUUUGCAUGAGCAGCCCCUCCUCUGCAGAGGGUGGGAAGAAAAGGAGGCCUGGGGCAGCCCAGCCCCACUGCGGGGAAAGAGGCUGUGUCCACCAUGGCCUGGACUCCUCUCCUCCUCCUGCUCCUCUCUCACUGUACAGGUUCCCUGUCACAGCCUGUGCUGACUCAGCCAACCUCCCUCUCAGCAUCUCCUGGAGCAUCAGUCAGACUCACCUGCACCUUGCGCAGUGGCAUCAGUGUUGGUGGCUACAAUAUACACUGGUACCAGCAGAAGCCAGGGAGUCCUCCCCGGUAUCUACUGUACUACUACUCAGACUCAAAUAAGGGCCAGGGCUCUGGAGUCCCCAGCCGCUUCUCUGGAUCCAAAGAUGCUUCGGCCAAUGCAGGGAUUUUACUCAUCUCUGGGUUCCAGUCUGAGGAUGAGGCUGACUAUUACUGUACGACUUGGCACAACAAUGCUUCUCACAGUGACACACACAGAUGGGGAAGUGGGACAAAAACCUCACCCUGGGCUCAGGGCGGAGUCAAAAACCUGGGAGGUCUGAUUUGCAUGGAUGGACUCUCCCCCUUUCAGAGAAUGAAGACAGGGAGAGAUUUGGGGGAAGCUCAGCUUCAGCUGUGGCUAGAGAAGACAGGACUCAGGACAAUCUCCAGCAUGACCUGCUUCCCUCUCGUCCUCACCCUCCUCACUCACUGUGCAGGAUCCUGGGCCCAGUCUGUGCUGACUCAACCACCCUCAGCGUCUGGGGCCCCCGGGCAGAGUGUCACCAUCUCUUGUUCUGGAAGCAGCUCCAACAUUGGAAGUAAUUAUGUAUCCUGGUACCAGCAGCUCUCAGGAAAGGCCCCCAAACUCCUCAUCUAUAAAAAUAGUCAGCGACCCUCAGGGGUCCCUGACCGAUUCUCUGGCUCCAAGUCAGGCACGUCAGCCUCCCUGACCAUCAGUGGGCUCCGGUCCGAGGAUGAGGCUGAUUAUUACUGCGCAGCAUGGGAUGACAGCCUGAACGGUCCCACAGUGCUCCAGGCGCAGUAGGAAGUGAGACAAUAACCCCCUUCCUCCUCUGCCUGAAGGGUGAGCUCUGGCAGCUGCUGCUCAGGGCUGACCUGUGGCUUCUGCUGCUGUAGCUUCCCCCAUGGGU
Molecule: messenger RNA, 1757 nt
Organism: Chlorocebus sabaeus (green monkey)
Lineage: Eukaryota; Metazoa; Chordata; Mammalia; Primates; Cercopithecidae
Source: RefSeq, a predicted model, not a curated record